Vigna umbellata (rice bean) is the source of this 724-nucleotide messenger RNA. The record is from RefSeq and is a predicted model, not a curated record. Lineage: Eukaryota; Viridiplantae; Streptophyta; Magnoliopsida; Fabales; Fabaceae.
GUUCAUUGGUUAGCUAGCUAGACAAGGGCGCAGGCAGGAUCCCUUUCCAUGUCCAUGAAACUGCUAAAUUUUGUUGGGAGGAACAGAAAAAAUGCAAAACAAAUUCUGAAAAGAAAAAAAUUAGAAAGAGAAAGAGAAGAAGAUCGAGAAGCUGAUCCAACUCGAACAAACAAAAGACUCUCUUGUUUGUGGACUGAGUAUGAAGACAGAAGAAAACAUGCUUUAACACGUGCCUUUUCAAUCCCACUGCUUUUCGCAUUCUGACUAUUCCAUACUUCCUUCUUCUCUUCUCUGUUCCUCUUCUCAAGAGAGAGAAACAGUGAGACAUUUUCUCUCACUUCUCAAUGAAAGGGGAACUGAAAAUGAAGUCAAAGAUGAAAUGGGUUGGCCUGUUUGGCCUCGUGCUCUCUGCUUUCUCUAUCUUUAUUCACUUCCUCCUUGCUAGAUUCACUCAAAUGGGUGCUGCAGACUUUGAGUCCUCCAUCACAAUCUUCUCUUGGAGACCCAUCUUCGAGAAACCAAUUCCCCCCACAAAUAGUCCCUCUCACAGAAGAUUAUGGGGUCCGGUGAAGCGUCUUGAAUCACUGUAUCCGGAUUCAAAUCCGCAAGGAAAUUAUGCUGGUGAGUUCCAUGUUUCAUCUUUUUGCUAUGCUGUCAUUUCUAUUGCUUGAAAAAUCACAGGUUUUUGUACUGGUCUAUUUGAUAUUGAAUUUUCUGCUGACAA